CAGCAAUCAGUGCAAAGGAGAUCCAAACUCUGGAAGCCAUAAAUACUUGCAUAUUUCUUAAAUACGCCCAUUUUUCUGAAAUUUAUUUCCAACGACAAAAUGUCCGUCUCAACCCUGCGACACAUUUCUACCGAGGAGGAUUUGUCCAAGUGGGAGGAACAAGCCAAAAUUGGGACCGCUCGACCCUUCGCCUACGUCACCGACGCUCUUUUUUCCAAAAUUGCCGAGGAGGUGCCUGUGGGGACGCUCUGCUCUGACGCCGAGUUGGACAACAUGAACAACAUUCUUGGGAUGAAGGCUUACACCAAGGAGAAAACUGCAUUUCUUCCAAAAGUGGAGUGUGUCGGGUGCUCUCGCCCCCUCAACUUUUACGACGUUUUUCUCCAAGGCGUGGAUAAGCACGGGGUGGAUUUCAUGCGUCUCAUCGCCUCCGGGCCAAAGAUGAUGUUGGUCAUCCCAGAUGGCGACGAGGUGCAACAAGUUCGUUGUUCUGGGUGUGGCGUCCAUACCCCUGCACAACGAGAAUUCGUCACCGACAACGCCAUGUAUUGUCGAAAGUGCUGACAUAUGUGAAGGCUUCUUUGAUUCAUCUGUUGCAAUUUGCAGUUUAAUUUUCUCGCAUUGAUAAAUACAAUCAAAUAACUGCAAAAAAUCAAAGAAGCCGCAUAUACAAACACAUUUCUAAAAUGAUUCUGCUUACAUAUCUAUCUCGUUCCUUCUUGAAUAUUUCAAUUUUAAUUUGUUCCUACAUCAUUAAAUUAUCGAAGGCCAAUUUACUUAUUUCAUUCUGGUAAUCAAUAAAUUGCUUCAUUAAUA
Molecule: messenger RNA, 816 nt
Organism: Folsomia candida
Lineage: Eukaryota; Metazoa; Arthropoda; Collembola; Entomobryomorpha; Isotomidae
Exons: 3
Coding region: 100-564 (154 amino acids)
Source: RefSeq, a predicted model, not a curated record